Lathyrus oleraceus (garden pea) is the source of this 483-nucleotide messenger RNA. RefSeq lists its product as uncharacterized. The coding region runs from base 1 to 483 and encodes 160 amino acids. The record is from RefSeq and is a predicted model, not a curated record. The transcript is spliced from 3 exons. Gene Ontology annotation, molecular function: nucleic acid binding. NCBI's taxonomy places the organism in Eukaryota, Viridiplantae, Streptophyta, Magnoliopsida, Fabales, Fabaceae.
AUGGGGAAUUUGAAUGUUACUUCCAACCUAAGAGAAGAAAUCCAACAAGGACAAAUGCUAGAUGAGAAAUUUGCAAGAUAUGUUAAAUCAACCAGAAUUUGUAUUCCGAAUGAUGCUGAAUUGAAAAGAAAAGUUUUGGAAGAAGCUCACAAAGGCGCAUUUACCAUACAUCCAGGUUCAUUAAAGAUGUAUCAAGAUUUGAAGAAUGACUAUUUAUGGACUGCAAUGAAAACGGAUAUUGCGGAGUAUGUCUCUGAAUGUACGGAUGGUCAGACUGAGAGGAUGAUGCAAACAUUGAAGGAUAUGUUAACAGCUUAUAUGCUUGAAACUGGAGGAAAUUGGAAAGAGCUUUUACCAUUGAUUGAAUUUGAAUACAAUAAUAGUUACCAUGCAAGUAUCGAAAUGGCUCCUUAUGAAGCUUCGUAUGGAAAUAAAUGUAGAACACCUUUGUAUUGGACGGAAGUUGGUGAAGAAAGGAUUUAA